AUGAGAGAGGAUGUGGACAGAGACCUGCUCAGAAAGGCCACCUACAGAGUGGAAGUAAAAAGGGAUUCUUGGCUGUCUAAAUCAAGAUCGGAAAGCAGGAUCGGAAAGCAGGCUGUCUUCAGUCCAAUCAAGAUUGGAAAGCAGGAUCAAGAGAAAGAUGAUCAGACCGGAACAGGUAAACGUUCCAUACAGAGAUGCUUCGAAAGUGCGGAGAAACCUCACCGUCACAGCUCUAAUCACACCCUGACUGAUCUGAUCCCGCCCUGCCACGAGGCCCGGGUACCCCUCAGCGACGGGGACAUCCAGGUGUCCUUGGAUUUCCAGGGCACAGUGCGGGCCGGAAACAGGAACACAGAGGAGCCCUUUGGGAGGCUCGAGGCAGUCUCUUUCCAGUGGAUAGCGACACACCCUGCAGGGCAGUCCUCGGAGCGCUGGGGAGGCCGCGGAGCCUCACGUGUGCCGCCCCAGCCGCAGGCGCCCGGAAGGACGCGCGCCGACCCCGUGGGAGCCAACGCGGGAGACGCAGCCGGAGCGGAGCUGCUCAGCCGCGUUUCGCUCUGCUCAAGCUGGAAGCACCUGAGGUGGGCCCCACACAUCCCUCUGCUGUCUACAUCGCCCUGUUCUCUCUUCCCUACCACCACCCAGGAGCUGCUGUUUUACCACUUGCCAGGAUUGAAAUUCGGGGUUCUUACUGGGACUGAUGCCCUUGGCCAUGACGCACCCCCACCUGCUGUCUGCUCAGGCGUAGCCUGCGUGACUGAGCCACCACUGCUCCAGCUGCUUCACAGUUUGAUGGGGCGCCGGGCGGAUGACAGCGGGAACGGUUGUGAUCACUGGCGGAAUCCUAGCUACGGUGAUCCUCCUCUGCAUCAUUGCCGUCCUGUGCUACUGCAGGCUCCAGUAUUACUGCUGCAAGAAGAGCGGAACCGAGGAUGCAGACGAGGAGGAGGAGCGGGAGCACGACCUUCCCACGCAUCCCAGAGGCCCCAGCUGCAAUGCCUGCAGCUCCCAGGCCCUGGACGGCAGAGGCAGCCUGGCACCUCUCACCAGCGAGCGCUGCAGCCAGCCCUGCGGGGUGGCCGCGAGCCACUGCACUACCUGCUCCCCGUACAGCUCCGCCUUUUACAUACGGACGGCUGACAUGGUGCCCAAUGGGGGUGGAGGCGAGAGGCUCUCCUUUGCUCCCACAUGCUACAAAGAGGGGGGACCCCCAUCCCUCAAAUUGGCAGCACCUCAGAGUUACCCGGUGACCUGGCCAGGCUCUGGGCGUGAGGCCUUCACCAAUCCAAGGGCUAUUAGUACAGACGUGUAAACCCUUCCGCCCCUGACCCCACACACACCUACACUGCUGCCCUGGCGGGGGCCAUGGGGGCAGUGGAUGACCCUCCA
Molecule: messenger RNA, 1389 nt
Organism: Cercocebus atys (sooty mangabey)
Lineage: Eukaryota; Metazoa; Chordata; Mammalia; Primates; Cercopithecidae
Exons: 8
Coding region: 1-1140 (379 amino acids)
Source: RefSeq, a predicted model, not a curated record